AAAUGUUUUGACAUUCAAUCGAUUGAUUGAUUGAUUGAAUUGAAGUAUACAUUGAUUGUCGACAACAACACAAAUGACACCAAAACUCAUACCAUUUCUUAAGUAAUCAUCAAAAAGAUAGACAAAACACAAACAUUUUACAGACUUUGGCCUCAAUUACAUCGAUUGACGGUCGCGAUGGCCAUCACUUCUAAUGUCUUACUAUUGUCACAAUCGGCUGUAUAUACGGUGACCGCAACUGUAUCUCUAUGUGUGUGGAUUCCGAUGAGUCUUCAUGUCUACAAUUUUUGCGGACAUUGUUCGUUGUUUACCGACGGCCAGUUCAUUGAAGAGGACGGCAGAUUUGAGGCUAACUGGGCGUCGACGGCGUACUGCGGCUUCACUUUGGCCGUCGGACUCAUCGCCUUUAUGAUGGCUUUCUUUCAGAUGAUACGCAAGUUUAUGAAGCUUUACAAAGGCGUCGACAGCACUUUUCUGUCAGCGUUUGUGGAGACCAUUAGUGCCCUCACAAUGACUGUCAUUGUGUUGGCCGACGCUGUGAUCGUCACAAAAGGAUUUUCAGUUUGGUGUCAAUCACUGAUUCAAAGGUUUGAUUCAUGUGAGACGGCCUCAGGUGUUAUGGUGAUCGGCAAGGAUACAGGUAUUGAACCGAAGGGAUUUUUCGUGCAAUUGGGAUCAGUUCAGUUUGGUAUAUGGACUUUAUUAGUGUGUUGGGUGCUUGCGGUUGUGUUGGCCACCCGUAAAGUUAUGAUAUAUCACGAAAAGGAGAAUAUGAUUGUCAGUAUGACUCGUGAACGCCAGCGACACAUCGGUUCAGAUUAUAUGCCAGUCCGGAGCUGAUGUCUUCAUGUCAUACAUUUCACUGCUUUCUGACAUCUCGUCAAUCAUUGUCUUCGUUAAGAAUACACUGAUUUAAGUUUUUUUGUUGAUUUUAGUGUAUAUUAAAUUUAUUGGAUUAUUAUUAUUAWUAAUAUGUAAAUAU
Messenger RNA from Oppia nitens, 982 nucleotides. RefSeq names its product transmembrane protein 179-like. The record is from RefSeq and is a predicted model, not a curated record. The coding region runs from base 178 to 840 and encodes 220 amino acids. NCBI's taxonomy places the organism in Eukaryota, Metazoa, Arthropoda, Arachnida, Sarcoptiformes, Oppiidae. The transcript has 4 exons.